This is a messenger RNA of Marchantia polymorpha subsp. ruderalis, 1161 nucleotides long. The record is from the annotation of a GenBank genome assembly. Lineage: Eukaryota; Viridiplantae; Streptophyta; Marchantiopsida; Marchantiales; Marchantiaceae.
GCGUUUGCAUCGUUGGGUUAGGUUGUCGAGAAUGGAUUCAGAAGGGGAGGACAUCAAAGUGAGGAUGGAGAGGGAGUACAAGAGCACAGAAGAGCCGAUGUUCUACCUCGCAAGUCUAAACACUGCAGAAAAAGAGAGAAUCCGAAGAUUUCACACCUCGGAAAGUGGUUCGCACCAAGCAUGCGGUUAUCUGUACAAAGAGAUCGAAGCAGCUUCUGAUCACGUAUGGAAGGUACUUCGGCAAUUCGACAAACCUCAAAUCUACAAGGAGUUUCUCGUGGGAUGCAGCAUGAUCGAGGGCGACGGAACAGCCGGAAGUAUCAGACAUGUUCGGCUGCAAACAGGACUGCCCGGUAUUGAUAGCAUCGAACAACUUGAACUGCUUGACGAGGAGAGCAAAGUUCUAAGUUUCCGCAUUCUCGGAGGUGAACACAGAUUGCGAAACUACAUCUCAGUGACCUCCGUGGCUGACAGGACCUUAGUCAAUGGAAGGCAGGGUUCUUUGGUAAUUGAAUCCUACAUCGUCGAUAUCCCGGAUGGAAAUACGGGUAAUCAAACUGUCGCAAUGGUGAACACUCUCAUCAGAACCCAUUUGAUUUCACUAGACAGAAUUACGACCAUGGAGCGGCGAGAGCCAUUCCAGCCCUUGAAUCCAAGUUUCAAAUCUCCAACCUCAACAUCGAGUUGUUAAGCAAGCUCAUCUGUCCGAGGUUUUGAAUCGUACGGCUGCGAGGAGGCAACGGGGAGGAAAGACGAGACGUAAACGAAUAAGCAAUGAGCAAUCUGCGGAGCCUGCGGAGCGUAUGGAAAGGCGGAGAAGGAGACAAAGGCAACAGGAUUGUAGUUGAAUCUAGGAGGAGAUGUGUAAGAUGAGAGGAGCGGAACCAACGUUUAUGGAGGAAAUAACUAUUAGCUCCCAUGGUUAUUGAAAGAGGUAAAGUGGCAUCUCCAUCAAGUUGAUGUAAGUAGGAUAGAUAGAUAAUUGAGCACUUGCACUACUUUUUGGUUUGAGGUGACAAAGUUUUGAAACAGCUAUUGGAGCAGUUGACUAAUAUGAUGGACGCUCCUGUUGCUUCAAAGUAGAUGUACAAUGCCUAGAGUAUCCAAUGUCAACAAAAUAAUGUGCAUCUAUAAAGUAUAUAUAGUAAAGGAUUUCCCUUG